This is a messenger RNA of Plasmodium knowlesi strain H, 4659 nucleotides long. RefSeq names its product histone acetyltransferase GCN5, putative. The transcript is spliced from 4 exons. The record is from RefSeq and is a predicted model, not a curated record. Gene Ontology annotation, molecular function: histone H3 acetyltransferase activity; protein binding. Gene Ontology annotation, cellular component: histone acetyltransferase complex. NCBI's taxonomy places the organism in Eukaryota, Apicomplexa, Aconoidasida, Haemosporida, Plasmodiidae. The coding region runs from base 1 to 4659 and encodes 1552 amino acids. Gene Ontology annotation, biological process: positive regulation of transcription by RNA polymerase II; chromatin remodeling.
AUGGAUUAUCUCAUCAGCAGGGAGGAGAAGGAACCACUUUGGAAUGACCUUAAUUGUCAUGUUUUGAUAAAAAAAAAAAAUAAUGAAUAUCCUUUCCAUUGUUGGAAUGGCAGCAAGGACGAAGAUGUUGAUCUUUUGAAUUUUUUAAAAUACAAAAACGAUGGAUUUUUUUUUUAUUCGGAGGAGGAUAAGUGCGUAGCUGAGGUACCCCCCAAGGGUGCAACGGUAUUACCAGAAUAUGGAACCACAAUAGGAAAAGAGGGAGUAGGAGGUGUAGCUGGUUUCCAGGGUACAACCAAAAGGAAACGAAUGCACUUCGAGUCCGAUGGACGGGUUGCCAACCUCCUGGAGAGUUACACCUCUGACGGAUUGACACACAAGAACCGUUUGGAAGACCCGCCACGGGGAGGUGCCACGAAGAGUGUGAACAGUAGCGCCCCCUUGAAAAUAUCCCCGGAUAAUCCUGAAAAUGGGGAAGCAAAUGUGAAAGAAAAUGGGGAAGCAAAUGGGGGAGCAGAUGUGAAAGAAAAUGUGAAAGAAAAUGUGAAAGAAAAUGAGCAAAAAGAUGCCUCGAAGAAGCUGAAAAUUGACAAUUUGGAUAAUCUGGAGAAAUUCCAUUUGAGUGGAUAUGCGACAUCGGCGUGUGAGGAUCUAGACCCACGGGAAGGGAAUGAUUUGGCUCGUUCUUCGAGGGAGGAAGAAGGAGGAAAGGUUGCAACGAUUGACAGUACAACGUUGUCAUUAUUGCAGAUGGAAAAAGACGAAGAGGGGGAGAACCGUCAUGAUGAUCCCUCAGUUAGCGUUACCGAGUGCCUUGCCUUCGUGUGGGAAGACAAAAUGGUGAAAAUGCCGAAAAGUUGGCAGGCCAGAAGUUGCGCGACGGAAGGAAAUGACUGCAGUGGGGGAGGAGGUGGAGCUGGGAACUCGUCCAACAGUUGUAGCAACGGUGGUGGAAAUGGUGGCGGCAAUGGUGGCGGCAACGGAGGGGGAAGCGCGGGAAGUGGAGGAAACCAUGGGAGCAGUGGAGACGAUGGGAAGGGAAAUGAGAAUCGUGGAAAUGGACACUUGGAUGGUGGCCACCAAGUAGAUAACCAGGAGGAUGAGGAGAACGAGGAGAAAAGGAACGAACAGAAAAAACGCAAACUGGGCGAGGAGAGCAUGCAUGGUAGUUUUACAAACGGUGGGAAUGCUCUACACAUGGGCGUUGGGGACACCAAAAUGAAUUACUUGCCCAACGGAAAUGGAAUGCUUAAUGGAGGGAUAGGCAUCAUCCCCCCUCACUCCAGUACACACAAUGAACUGAUUGAUCAGGACAGAGCAAUAUCUAGUGCUCAAAGGAAAAUGUCAGUAGGCGGUAAUUACAGUAACAGUAGUAGUAGUAUGAGCAAAGUGGAAAGUGGUCCCCUCAUUUUUUCCUCUGGCAACAAGAUACCGUUACAGAGUAUGAGUGGCGCGAGCGGGAAUGUAUCUCACAUGAAUGGAGUGAAACAUAAUCCUGAAGGUGGAAAUGCCAGAAACGGAACCAUUUUGGGGGCGAAUAAAAUUGUCGGCAUGAACAGUUUUAACGGUAACAUGAGCUUCUCGAAGAAUAAGCUUUUUAUGGGAAACCCGCAAAUGAGCUUUGUGAGCAAUGCAAAUGUGGGUGGUGUCAAGGGAUCGCGAAUUAACAACAUGGGUGAUCUGGGCCGCAUGGGUGAUGUGAGUCGCAUGGGUGAACUGAGUCGCAUGGGUGAAGCGGGCCGAAUGAAUGGCCCUCACUUCAAAGACAUGAACGAUGAGUAUUGCCCGGAGAGCAAAAAAAGGGAUACAGGAAAAAAAGAAAUUAUGGAAGGACCAUUAAAAAGCAACGACAUGAACAACUACCCUAACAGUGCCAUCGGCAUGGUAAACAACAACAUGAACAUGUUGCCCCCUCAUGGAAUGAAUAGCACGAACGCAUUUUUAAACAAUAGCAUGGGUCGAAUGAACAGUCUGAAUGGAAUGAAAGGGAUUGGAAAUCAAUACAAUGCAAUGAAUGUAUCACCUAUGAUGGGUCCAGGUGGUAAUAACUCUUACAAUUUCCAUGUGCCUGCGGCCCAUCCAUAUGGUGGAAUGAAUUUGUCGAACUCCAUUGGGAUGAUGGGGGGUGGUGUAGGAAACGCCCCCGGGAUGGGAGGUGGGAUUUUGCCCGCAAGUCCCAUGGGCGACAUGCACGGAGGGAUGAUGGGCGGGUUGAUGAGUGGCCCGCAUGGAAGUAUCCCUCUGGUGAGCAGUUCGAGUAGAGCAGGCAGUGCGACACAAGUUGCAGGCCCCAAGGGAAACAAAAAUGUAAGCUCCAAAAAUGUAAACAACAAAUGUGUAAACAACAAAAGUGUAAACAACAAAAGUGUAAACAACAAAAGUGUAAACAACAAAAAUGUAGAAGGGAACACAGCAGAAACUGAAAGUGAAAAAAAAAAAAAAGACACGCAAUCAAAGAAUAAAAAUACAAAUAAAAUGAGUACCAAUACAGAGAGUAGCAAAAACGUAAUUAAAAAUAUACGAAUGGAGGAUCUAACCUUUAGUGAAAAUAUAUAUUUAAAAAAUGUUGAUGGUCUUGAUCUGAGCAAGAAUUUUAUCAAUGGAAAAUACUGCUCCAAGUUACCCCCCAAUGAAAAAAUAUAUAACAUUGUUAAUUACAUUGUGAAAAAUUCCCUUGUGGAUUACUUAUUGGAUUUUUAUAACAACGACAAUUUGUUUUAUAAUGAGAAGAUCGACUUGUCGGAUGGCAACAGUGGGGUGGAUAGUGGCCCAAGGACAGGUGAACAAGAGACGGAGAAGGAGAAAAACGGGGAAAACAAAAAAGACGAAGUGUGCAAAGCAGAGGAGACUUUGAAUCAUGAUAAUGCGAAACAAGAAGUUAAGCAUGAGGACGACGAAUUCAAGAAGGAAAAGGUUGUUGACAGUGUUACCCCAACAGGGGAGGCUACUUCAGAGAACCCUGGAGGAGAGGCGAGGAAAGAAACUGAUGAUGUGUUGAUCCCAGAUGAAGAACUGAAAGGUGAAAGCACCCCAAGUAUGACGAAUAAGAAGAAUGCCCCAAGUGAAAACAGCAGUGUUAAUAAUAGGAAUGAGAAGAAAUUCGAUGCGGUGGAAAUGAAGGAAAGUGCCACCAUUAAUAGUAAUAGCGGCAAUGGUGAAAAAAACGUUAAUGACGAAGGAGACGAAAGCAAUAAGUACAUCUUGAUCGAAAUAACGAAAAGCAUAUGCUCCAUAAUAAAUCUGCAGCAACUGAUGCCAGUGAACACCAGAUUAAACAACCCGAAUUUAAUUUAUGAUUCUAACUAUGAAACGAUUUAUUCAAAGUGGAAAAGCUUUUUGCGAAAAGAGCAGUCCAGUGGGAAUGUUAUAAGUAUGUGUUUCUCCAGGGAUUUUCUGCACAGCGUUCUUUUGUGUAAUUAUGUAACCAUAAUUGAGGAUUUAAAGAAGACUGCCGUGAAGAAGAAAAUAAAAUUUUUUUUUCUGAACCUUUGUUUAGAGGCCGGGCUCUCCGUCAACAUCGCCCUCAUGCUCUUCAUCAACGCGGCCAAGCAGAGCAACAAAUUACAGUCCCUCCUGCCAUCUGAAACCGGUCUUGGAUAUCUGCAUCGAGACGCAGGAGGAGCCAAAGAAGAAAACAUGGGCAUCAUCACCUUCGAGUGCAUAACGAAUGACCGGGAACCCGACCACUUAAUCAAGCUGAUCACACUGAAAAACAUUUUUUCCAGGCAACUACCCAAGAUGCCUAGAGAAUACAUCGUGCGGUUAGUGUUCGACCGGAAUCAUUACACUUUUUGUCUUUUAAAAAAGAAUACGGUAAUUGGGGGAGUCUGCUUUAGACCGUACUUUGAGCAGAGGUUUGCUGAAAUCGCCUUUCUCGCGGUUACCUCCACGGAGCAGGUGAAGGGGUACGGUACUAGGCUGAUGAACCACUUGAAGGAGCACGUGAAGAAGUUCGGCAUUGAGUACUUUUUGACGUAUGCAGACAACUUCGCCAUCGGGUACUUCCGCAAGCAGGGGUUCUCACAGAAAAUUUCCAUGCCCAAGGAGAGGUGGUUCGGGUACAUCAAGGAUUACGACGGAGGAACGUUAAUGGAGUGCUAUAUAUUCCCGAACAUAAAUUACCUGCGCUUAUCGGAGAUGUUGUACGAGCAGAAGAAGACGGUGAAGAAGGCCAUUCAUUUUAUUAAGCCACAAAUUAUUUUUAAGGGACUCAAUUUUUUUUCACAAAAUAAAGGAGUUAACAGUGCCAUCCACCCAAGUAACAUCCCGGGGUUACUGGAAGUAGGAUGGAAAAAGGAAGCGAAGUAUUUUCCAAAGAAGGCGCAAAACAAGGAGGUACAACUGAAGGAUCAAAUUUUAAGCGUCUUGGACUUCCUCGAGAAGCAACAAUCGGCUUGGCCCUUCCUCAAACCUGUGAGCCUGUCUGAGGCCCCCGACUAUUACGACAUUAUAAAGGAGCCCACAGAUAUUCUGACCAUGAGAAGGAAGGCGAGACAUGGCGAGUAUAAAACAAAGGAAGACUUCGGAAUAGAGCUAAAGCGUAUGUUCGACAACUGCCGCCUGUACAACGCGCCCACGACCAUCUACUUCAAGUACGCCAACGAGUUGCAGGCGCUUAUAUGGCCCAAGUACGAGUGCAUAAGUGAUGGAGGAAAAUGA